This is a messenger RNA of Mus pahari (shrew mouse), 1387 nucleotides long. RefSeq names its product serine palmitoyltransferase small subunit A (gene Sptssa). The transcript is spliced from 2 exons. The record is from RefSeq and is a predicted model, not a curated record. Gene Ontology annotation, molecular function: serine C-palmitoyltransferase activity. Gene Ontology annotation, cellular component: serine palmitoyltransferase complex. Gene Ontology annotation, biological process: ceramide biosynthetic process. The coding region runs from base 100 to 315 and encodes 71 amino acids. Lineage: Eukaryota; Metazoa; Chordata; Mammalia; Rodentia; Muridae.
AAUGGGCGCAGGGUGGUGGCGGGCGGGCCCCAAGGCCUGGGGCUUUAGGAGGUGAGCGGGCCGCGGGCCCGCCUGACGCUGCUGCACCGCGGGAGGCGCAUGGCGGGCAUGGCGCUGGCGCGAGCAUGGAAGCAGAUGUCCUGGUUCUACUACCAGUACCUGCUGGUCACUGCGCUCUACAUGCUGGAGCCCUGGGAGCGAACCGUGUUCAAUUCGAUGCUGGUUUCCGUGGUGGGGAUGGCCCUGUACACCGGCUACGUCUUCAUGCCCCAGCACAUCAUGGCUAUACUGCAUUACUUUGAAAUUGUACAGUGACGAAGAUGUGACCAGGAUCCAGAGGUUCCUGGAAGAGAUAGAUCUACCUUGUGAAGUUGGAAUGAGACCUCAUCGGAUGUAAGAUGCGCUACAGAUGUCCACAUGACCAACCUUAUAAAUACAGAGACUUAAAAAAACUUCAUGAGUAGAACAGGAAAAACCAUCCUGGCUCAUGUGUUGUGUUUUUUCUUUUUGAUUUUAACAGAGGCCCUUAUAUAGUAGCUUUUAUCUAUUUUAACAUUGUAGUCAUUUGUACUUUGAUAUCAGUAUUUUCUUAACCUUUGUGACUGUUUCAAUAUUAUCCAGCGAAAGCUUUUCUUAAUGUAACUUUGAGUACAUCUCAAUUGCCUUCUAUUUUUAAAACCUAAGGUCAUUAGUUGAGCUUUACUGUUCUUGGUAUCCUGCUAUCAUAUGGCAUAUACAUCUGCCUGGAUAUAUUUCUACUCUUGACCAAAGUUUUGUAAGAAACAAUGUAGAAUUUGGGGAUGGGAGGGAGGAUACUUUGAGAACUACUUACAAAAGAUUUAUCUGCAAGCUUGACCUCAGGAGUACGGUUUUAACUCCCUAGACUCUUAACAGCGUUUGCUCUAAAACUAUUAAAGUGUUUCUUAGUAAUGUAAAAGUAAAGAUCUUGCUAACAUUAAUACAAGGAACAUUUCACCUUUUAGAUAUUAAAUUCUUAUGUGGACUUAUUUCCAACCAACUUUGACGAUUCCUGUGAGUUUGGGUGACUGGUGGCCGACUUGUGUGAUGCUGAGAUACAAUGUGGAGCUUUUCAUAGAAGGCAUAUUAUAGUCCUCUGAGGCAGUAUAGACCCUGUAUACUCUUAAGAGUUAAUUUGAUGUUGUAACAGGUGUCGUGAAAUGCAUUUGCAUAUUGUGACAAAGACACAAUGAGAUGAAUUGUUCAGAACCAUAGCCAAAAGAAAUGUAAACUUGCUUAAAAAUCCUCUCACUCUUUGUAUUUUUUUUAAAACAGUUUUUAUUCCUUAGAUGUAAAAUGACUACUUAAUUUUUUUUUUGAUGUAAACUCAUUAAAUUCAAAGAAAAAUGUAGCAGUCUCUUUUAUGGUU